Molecule: messenger RNA, 4887 nt
Organism: Podarcis muralis (Common wall lizard)
Lineage: Eukaryota; Metazoa; Chordata; Lepidosauria; Squamata; Lacertidae
Gene: FAM227A
Product: family with sequence similarity 227 member A
Source: RefSeq, a predicted model, not a curated record
AUUACGUUAACAGUGUUAUCCCUCGGGAACAGAGCUUGUGAGUGAAUUGCAUCUCACACGCAGAUUCGUCAGUCGUAGCCGGCAUCUAAUGCUACCUUUUAGAGAUGCAAAAAGGUUCAAGAAAUAAAUGGUUUGCUCCGAGUAGUUGCCACGGUGACGGAAGAACGCUCAGGGAGGAGGACAUAAAAGGGCCUGUUGUGGGCGGGGUCGGCAGAGACUCCGUCCUGGUUCGAGAGAUAGAGUCGGCGGGGCAAGGGCCGCUUCUGGUAUCGGUCUUGUUAGGGUCCAGAAGAAACAAACAGGGUCCCACAGCUGUGUGGGCAAGGAGGUGCCCCUUCCCGCCCUUUCACUCCGGGUUUAGUAAUUUCAAGAUGCAAUUUGUAACUAUUAAAUCAUUUGUAAGCCCUUUAAAGGGAUUCUUGAUAUUGCCAUCAGCAACCCAAGAAAAGAAAAAAGACACCGUCAGUUGCACAUUAGAUGACAAACCACGAUUGUAUGUCAUUGGCAGCAUAGGACAAGUGAACCAGAAAAUUUCUCACUUAGAACUGGGUCUGAAAAGAUAUGACAGUAGUGAAGGAGUGAUUGGGGAAAUGGGGCUCAAGAGACGCAAGACAUCCAGAAAAGUAUCGAGACCAUUUAGGGCGAAAGAGAGAGACCAGAAGGUGAUGCAGAGGUCUGGAAAGCAUGCUACAGAGAAAAUAGCUCAGAAAAAGAUGGUAACAGAAAAGGAUAAACUUGUGGAAUUAUAUCAAUACCCAGGAUACUGUAAGGAGAAACCUACACCAUUGCCAAAUGGAAUAGAGCUGAGUGAAAUUUUGGAGAAGGUGAUUCGCGCCCAGGGUAAAACACCAGUUGGUAAGACACGCUGGGCUUCAAAGAUGCUGCAAAAGUUUCUCGAUGCGCCAUGUAUCCAAGCUAUUUUGCUGGACAGUUUCUGGUGGCAGUUUCUGCACUUGUAUCAUCCGAAUCAAGAGAUUCAGGGGCGUUUGUUCGAACGCAUUUCAGAAAAUUAUUCUCGCGUUCUGUUGGGCUGUCACAAGGUUGCCAGUCAGGAACUCAUCCUUACACUUUUCCCUUCACUGCUGAGCCAAGCUGUGUACACCUGCUUCUGCUACUGUUUCUCAAGGUCCUGGUUCAAUACACAUGAAUUCAAGGCUGGGCUCUGUGAUAUAUUCUCCGAGUGGCUGCGAGGUAGCUUGAAUGCACCAGGGAGUUAUACUAAAUGGGAUUAUUCCCAGCUGGAGCCAGAGCGAUCCAGAAGAGAAGAUUUGCUGUCCGGAAAAGGAAAAUUAGGGACUGGCUGUGAUAUUUCCUUUAGCAACUAUGCAUUACCUGGUACUACACGGAAGCACCCAUUGACACUCCGAAAGAAGCAUACAGCCAUUAAAAAAGUCAAGAAGUCUGUCUCCAGGAAAAAAAUUCAAAAGCAGUUUCCUUUGGAAGAAAAAAUGAGUCUAUAUUUUCACUCUUUGAGGACUACAGAGGAUGAUGAGCAGCAUUCAUCACAGAAGCAUCAACGUUCAUCAAAAAAGAAACUGAAGAUUGCUUUGCUUCCUCGAGAGUCACACCCAGCCAGUUCUGGUCCUGAGUACACCUGGCACCACCUGAAUAUUCAUGGUCACUGCCCACUAAUUCAGCACUUUCUUCAGAAGCGGAAUGCUGUAUCAAAGGCAGGAUGUGACAUAUUUUUAAGCAGGAGGGCAAUCUGCAAGCCAAUACCGGAUUCUGCCCAGACAUAUGCAGAAGUGAUCAAGCAAAGUUUUCAAAGCCUCCGCCAGAGGCACAAAGAUUUCAUGAAGACUUAUCGGAGACACCGGAGAGAAAUGAGGAAAUUUGAUCAACUGAGCAAGUAUAACCUGUUGGUUUUCAGGCAAGAGAUGCUGGAAGAGAUGAAAAAGCAGGCCCAAAAGCAGAAAGAGCUGUUUUCUUGCCCAGAGGGACUGAGUUCUUCAGACAAGUUUAUAUGCCGCACCCCAAAAGUCACGUUCAACUGACUGACUUGUUAACUUACACGUGGCCCUAGCAAUAAAUUUAGUUUUCUCUUUUUGAAAUGAAUGAGACUUAAGUUCAAAUUGAAUCUAUUUGGGAGAAGCUCUUCUAUAAACAUUGUUACUAUCUGCUUUAUAAAAAGAAUGUUUAAAGGAAAUUAACCUAGAUUUGCUGCAAAGAGAUGUACAAAAGCAUUUCUGAUUAGAAGCAAUUGUGUAUUACUGCAUUACAGGAGUAUGGUGAGCACUGGUUGAGAGGGAGUUUCCUUCCAUUAAUUCAGGCAUGUCAUUUAUGUUGAAAUCUUUUAAGAGGGGGGUUCUCAUUUUUAUACCACUGUUUGGCCGUGUCCAUUUCAAUAAUAUAUUGACUAUGAAUGGGACUUAAAAACAAGGCUCAGAUAUAUCCUAGGCUAGACAGACUAAGUAUAAAGCAGGGGUGUGGAUUUUGGGACUCUCCAUAUGUUGCUAGAUUACACCUGUCAUCAUCUCUGAUCAUUAGCCACACCAGCUGGGGUUUAUGGAAACUGGAAUCCAGCAACCUCAGAAGAAUCACAGGUUACCCAUGCCUGGUUUAGAGGCACCUGGAACUGUCUUUAGAAAUUUUAUUUUUGCUGCCUAGAUCUCUAUACAUCUUCUAGAUCUUAGCAUACCUUACUUGGAAAGCUAUAUUUAAGCAUAUGUGUUUUCUCUUCACCUUAUUUUCUGUUUUCAUGAAAAUCAAAUUGUAAUAUUUACCUUUAAGGGGCAGCAUUUAGAGAUGUUACAAAUCCAAACCUACAGUCCAUUGCUUUUGAAAAUCUACCAUUAUGCGCUGAAAUAAUGGCUUUUUGCAAUAUCCAUAUAUUUAAUACAACUCAGUCAUUUACAUUAUUUCAACAGUGCAUUACAACUGUCAGUACAUAUUUCAUGCAGUUAUUUUGAACACAAUGCAGAGAAACACUAAUUUAGUACACUUCAAAGGUCUGAACUUGUGUUUGACAAUAUUUGAUUAAAAUCAGAAUUGACUACCUUUUUCAAUGAUUUCAAAGGCUCCUUAAUCAAUGCUGUGACACAAGGCAGUAUGAUCUUUCUCUACUUCACAUGUUACCCUGCAGCCCAGUGAACUGAAUGUGCUGGUCUUCAGUGUUGGUGGUCUCAGGGAUGCAGCAUUUAGUAUUUUAUGCCCAUAAAAGUACUGUGAUAAAUCUAUGGAGUACCUGUGUUUCAUUAUUACAAAUCUAUGAAGAAUAUAUCAAAUUUAGUUUCCCUGAGACAUAGUGAUCUGGGGAAACAAUUGUAACAGGACAUCAGUUCUAUCUAGCCCAAGUUUACCUUUUCACAUUUUAUAAUCCCAGCAAUAAAAGGAGGAGUUAGAGGAUUACAUGAGCAAUCCUACUGAAAUUCUUUUUUCUUUCUUUUUUUUACUAUUAGUUUGCAAAAAACAUGCCCAAGUUAACAUUUUCUGUCCUUGGAAGAAGAAAUCUUUUGGUGUAGUGGUCUUAUAUAAAAUACCCAGACAUGUAGCAAUGUCCAUAAAAACAUCACUUGCCAACUUCUUAACUCUGAACCAAAAAAGGCAAUUGUGGUCAAGCUGAGAAAUCCUGGCAAUUAGCCAUUUCUUACAGACAUUCUGACACAAUUUCUUUUAGUUCUGUACCAGGGAAGUAGAUACUGGUCUGAUCCAGUUUGCCAGAUUUCGUGCUGUUUUGCAUGGACUGAGAAGAAGGUGCCCAUCUCCAAAUAUUUGAAGUUACAACUGCCAAUCCUCUUGCAAUAGCCACGUUCAACAGUGCGAACUGGAGAGUAAGGCUAUGUUUGUACUCCUGCAUUUCUGAACCAUAGAUUUAAGUACUGGGAUAUAGUCAAGGUGCAUAUGAAAUAGUUUUAAAAUUGUGUCUCUAAGCAUGUACAGAAUACCUUUCCCUCAUCACUGAAAAGAAUCACAUCCCAUCAAUCCCAAUGAAUUUGAGCAAAGAGCUGGCCCCUCUAUUUUUAGUAAAUAAGUACUGUUCUGUCCCAUAAUAAAGUUUCCACUGGGAGUGUGAAUGGUGACAGUGGCCAUAUAUGGCUCCCAUAUGUGAGCAAACAUGUUAAACGUCUUGUACAUGUCCCAUAAGAAGUACUAUGAAUCUGUUUGUCCUUUAACAUCACCUAUGAAGCUGCUGCUCCAUAUCCCCUUGCAGUCUGAUGUGUGACAGAAGGAUACAGUGAAUGGGCCCUUUUCUGUAGUGGUGUCUAGUAGACAACAUUUCUCAACCAGUUAGCCUGGCCCAAUUACUGCUCAUUUUCUGGCUACUGGCCAACACUCUCGGUUGGCAGGCUUUUAAAAGUAUGAUUUUUAUUAACAUGAUGCUGAAGUUGUUUGUGCUGAUGGUGUAUUUUACUGGUAGUUUUGAUGUGUGCUUUGUUUUGAUCGUAUUUUAGUUACUGUUUUAACUUAUCGUUUGCUGCCCUGUUCCCAAAAGGUAGCAUAUAAAUGUUGAAAGUAAAUAAAAUGCUUUCAGAUUCUGUGUUUAUAUGAUUCUAAGCGGCCUAAUCCUUUCUGUGCUGCCUUUUCCCUUUCUAAGAAUUUUAAGAAUUUUAAAGGAUAUGUAGCAGAAUCUCUCUCUCUCUCCAGACUUGCCAUGUACCAAAUUCAUACCAAAUUCAAAAUGUAAGAUAAGAAUUCAUGGGCCUGAUCCUCUUUGCAAAUGGUAGAGGCCAAAUUCUAAUUACUCUGGUAUAGCCAGACAGAAGCCUGCAAGUGUGAACAUGUUCCCAAAGCAUGGCCCAAUAGCACAACCAACUGGUGCAUUCAUACAUUUGUCUCUUUGAUACGUUCUUACAUAGGUUUGCUUUGUUUCCUGAGAAUGUGUUUGAUUUGUUUGCUUCUCCUAAUCCAUGUACAGUUAAAGAUUGCAAUAAAAAAAACCCCUGCUAA